UAGUAUACAGAGCCAUGCAAAAGCUUGCCGUUUCCAAGCUCUCGCCAUUUGGGGUAAAACGCUCUCUAUCUCACGGCCCUUUAUCUUCUCAUCUUCUCUAUAUUUGGCAACCCUCACACCCUCUUUUCCAAGAUUAGAACAAGAAAACCCAUUAAGGGGUUAGGGAGAUAAAAGAAGAAGGAGAGAUAGUAAUAAUAAUAAUAAUAAUAAAAGAAAGGUUUUUUGAUUGAAAGAUUGGAUUUUUCUUUCUGGGUUUUGAGUUUUGAACAAUUUUGGCAUCUGGGUUUUUUUUGUUUGUUUGGAAACUGCAAGAUGGGUAGGGGUAAGAUUGAGAUCAAGAGGAUUGAAAAUGCUAAUAGCAGACAAGUCACAUUCUCGAAGAGAAGGGCUGGUUUGCUUAAAAAGGCCCAGGAACUUGCUAUUCUCUGUGAUGCUGAGGUUGCUGUUAUAAUCUUCUCUAAUACAGGGAAACUUUUUGAGUUUUCGAGUUCUGGUAUGAAACGAACACUGGCAAGGUACAAUAAAUGUGUAGAUUAUCCUGAAGGUGCUAUUGUAGACAAAACAGAGAAGCAAGACUCCAAGGAGGUUGAUGUUUUAAAGGAUGAAAUCGCAAAGCUACAAAGGAAAAACUUACGUUUGUUGGGCGAAGACUUAAGUGGAGUGAGCUUAAAAGAAUUGCAGCAUCUUGAACAUCAACUAAAUGAAGGAUUAACUUCAGUGAAGGAGAGAAAGGAGAAAACACUGAAGGAGCAACUAGAGCAAUCAAGACUACAGGAGCAGCGCGUUAUGCUUGAAAACGAAACAUUACGCAGACAGGUUCAAGAGCUUCGAUGUUUAUUUCCUCGAGCUGACUGCACAGUUCCAUCAUAUCUUGAGUACUACCCCAUUGAAAAGAAAAAUUCUAGUGCUAACCAUAGUGACAUUGGUCCAGACCAGAACUCCCAUUUCGCAGCCGAGAAAGGAGACUCUGACACUACCUUGCAUUUAGGGUUAGCUAGUGAUGCUUACAGAAAGAGGAAGUCUCCUGAGCAAGAAAUGCACUCCACUGACUCAGGAAGCAACAUGGGCCUCCUUUGAUUCUUUUCACGGAAUCACACAGCAAAACCGAAAUGAAUUUGGC
This is a messenger RNA of Humulus lupulus (European hop), 1120 nucleotides long. Its product is annotated as agamous-like MADS-box protein AGL15. The transcript has 8 exons. Gene Ontology annotation, cellular component: nucleus. Bases 313 to 1077 code for a protein of 254 amino acids. Gene Ontology annotation, molecular function: RNA polymerase II cis-regulatory region sequence-specific DNA binding; DNA-binding transcription factor activity, RNA polymerase II-specific; protein dimerization activity. Lineage: Eukaryota; Viridiplantae; Streptophyta; Magnoliopsida; Rosales; Cannabaceae. Gene Ontology annotation, biological process: positive regulation of transcription by RNA polymerase II. The record is from RefSeq and is a predicted model, not a curated record.